This is a messenger RNA of Helobdella robusta, 564 nucleotides long. RefSeq lists its product as hypothetical. Lineage: Eukaryota; Metazoa; Annelida; Clitellata; Rhynchobdellida; Glossiphoniidae. The transcript has 3 exons. The coding region runs from base 1 to 564 and encodes 187 amino acids. The record is from RefSeq and is a predicted model, not a curated record.
AUGAGUGUUCCAACGUUCGCUAAUAACACCCUCGUGACGUCAGUUAAUGGAUGGAUUGUCAUUCAGCAGAGGGUCGAUGGAUCGCAAGAUUUCAAUCUGCCUUGGAAUGAUUAUAAAUCAGGCUUUGGAGUUUUCGAUAAAAACUUUUGGUUGGGCUUGGAGAAGAUGCACAAGUUAACGACAUCGGCUGAUUACAGGUUGAGAUUUGAAGUUCUAAUGGCUAGCGGUUGGGUCUCCGAUGAGUAUGAUCAUUUCAAGGUCAACUCCGAACUUCAGAUGUAUUCCCUGGUCGUGUUUGGCUACAGCGGUGACAAUGAAGAUGUUCUGAACAGUCCUUACAAUGCUCUCAUGAUUCAGAAUGGAAUGCAAUUUACAACAUUUGAUAAGGAUAACGACCUUGCACCAACAGAAAACUGCGCUGCUGGGUCUUAUGGUGGAAAUUGGUAUAAAAAUUGUUAUUUGAUAAAUCUGAAUGGGGUUUAUGGUUCGUCAUUGUAUUAUUUUAAAGUUUCUAAAAAUGUUCCUGUCAUAUAUUGCAGGAUGAUGAUAAAGCUAAACAUUUAA